Penicillium digitatum Pd1 is the source of this 1440-nucleotide messenger RNA. The record is from RefSeq and is a predicted model, not a curated record. Lineage: Eukaryota; Fungi; Ascomycota; Eurotiomycetes; Eurotiales; Aspergillaceae.
AUGGCUGUCAAACGUGUCGCGGUCAUUGGUGCUGGGCCGGCGGGAGCCAUUGCCAUAGAUGCUUUGGCGCAAGAGCAGGCCUUUGACAUCAUUCGUGUAUUUGAGCGCCGGGAGGGAGCUGGAGGAUGUUGGAUUGGCGACUCAUCGCAGCCUCCGACGCUCCGCGACUUUGUAUCUCUAGCGACAAGAACAGCCGAUCCACCGCUACCUGUCCCUGAAAAGCUGCCUGCGCAGACUCCAAAGUCAGACCAACCUCGUUUUACCGAGUCGUCUGUUUACCCUUAUUUGGAAACCAAUGUUGACUAUUUGCCCAUGCAGUUCUCCCAGGAACCUUUCCCAGCGGAGCGUAGCAAACUCUCUAUAUCUCACCAUGGACCUGAGACUCCAUUUCGAAAGUGGGACGUAGUUCGAAAAUACAUUGAGGGUCUUGUGGAUCGCCGGGGCUACGGCGACUUUGUUGCAUACAAUACCACAGUCGAACUGGUCGAGAAGGUGGGGACGGAGUGGAAAGUAAUGCUCCGCAAAAAUGGCGACAAGAGUGACUACUGGUGGGUUGAGUGGUUUGAUGCGGUUGUUGUGGCGAGUGGUCACUUCUGGGUGCCUUAUAUACCCCAAAUAGAAGGCUUGGAGGCAAUGGAGAAGACCAGACCGGGGAGCGUGAUUCACAGCAAACACUUCCGCGGGAGAGAGAAGUUUGUCGACAAGGCAAUUGUGGUUGUGGGCGCAUCCGUCUCAGCAGCCGACAUCGCAGUCGAUCUUGUGGAAACGGCAAAGGCACCAGUCCACGCAAUUACAAUUGGCCAUGCGCCCAACGGGUACUUUGGCGACGAGGCGUUUAACCACCCGAAGAUACAAAAACAUCCAUCAAUAGAACGAGUCUCGAACCGAACUGUGCACUUGACGAACGGAAAUUGUAUCGACAACGUUGACCACAUAGUCUUCGGCACAGGUUACAGCUGGACGCUGCCAUUCCUACCGUCCGUUCCAGUCCACAAUAACCGCAUCCCUGGUUUGUACCAACACGUUGUGUGGCAAGAAGACCCGACACUAUUGUUUAUCGGCGCCGUCGCGGCUGGUCUGACCUUCAAGGUCUUUGAAUGGCAAUCGGUUUUAGCUGCACGGCUACUGGCCGGUCGAGCCACUCUACCGUCUGCUGAAGCGAUGCAAAAAUGGGAAGCGGAUCGGAUCAAGGUUCGGGGUGACGGCGUGAAGUUUACACUGCUCUUCCCAGACUUCGAAGACUACUUUGAGACGCUGAGACACCUAGCCGGAGAGGGAGUAGAGGGAAAGGGACGCAAGCUGCCCAAGUUUUGCCGCGAGUGGGUAAGGGCAUUUUUGGAGGGAUUUGAACGCCGUAAGGCGAUGUGGAAGAGAUUGAACACGAAUUCUCGGGCUUUGUUGAAUACGGAGACUACUCAACAGGAAAUAGCUCGGCUUUGA